Apis cerana (Asiatic honeybee) is the source of this 753-nucleotide messenger RNA. RefSeq lists its product as uncharacterized. Lineage: Eukaryota; Metazoa; Arthropoda; Insecta; Hymenoptera; Apidae. The record is from RefSeq and is a predicted model, not a curated record.
AUGGACCAAUAUCUUACGACGUACAAAAAAGAUUAUCCGUGGCCCGCGACGAGGAUCAAACGGAAACCAACCGAAUUGGAUGAAUACGGUGCAUGCAAAUGCCGCGAUCUUCCCCGAGAGAUAAAACCCCUCACUCAUUGCGGCGAUGAUUACGAUUGGAGCCGCACGGGUCCCAUGGGACGGCUUCUCGAUCCGAAGCUGUACCCUGCAAAGACUGGGCCGCAUCCGGAAACCGAUGUCACGAGAUUCGACCAGCCGGCCGUGUUCAUGAGAAAGUUAGAGGAAAAAUAUCCUAAUCUGUACGGAAUUCUGCAGACAACGCCCAUAGAUGAAGUAAUCAGACGAGUCGAUCAAGAUCGGUUAAAGACGACUUAUCAGUUAGAUUAUUCUGAGAGAGCGGCUAGAAUGAUGGAAGAAGCGGAAAUGGGGCCGUGCAAGAUACCCAAGGAGGAAGAAAAGGACAUAGACUGUCGGCCGUACGCUCGGCGACCCAAGAUCAAGGUGAAACACGAUGAUGCGAUAGAAAAAGCGAAGAAGAAGCCGAAGAAAGCGAUCGAGGACGAACAGGAAACGCGAUUAGCUCCCUGGCGGUCGGAAUACCAAGAAACGAUCAACAGAUUAGGCCAAAUGAUUAUGAAACACAAAAUUCACGGCAAGAGUUCGGUUGGGCCGACAUGGGCGAUGGCCGUCUCGUAAAAAUUAGAUUAAUUGUAAUGACGACGAAUAAACCACGAUAUUCAUUCAAAUAAUAUC